AUGGAGCCCAGGGAGUUGAGCCCCAGGGGAAGGAGAGGGCCAAGCCCGAGUCAUCUAAGCGCUUCUCUCACCAUCUUCUCGGCGCCCCCAGCCCCAGGGCUGGCUGUGGAGGUGAAGGUGCCCAUGGAGCCCCUGAGCGCACCAGUGGGCCACACCGCCGAGCUGACCUGCAGCUACAGCACGUCGGUGGGAGACAACUUUGCCCUGGAGUGGAGCUUCGUGCAGCCUGGGAGGCCCGUCUCGGCAUCCCAACCCAUCCUGUACUUCACCAAUGGCCAGCUGUAUCCAACUGGUUCUAAGGCAGAGAGGGCCAGCCUGCUUCAGGACCCCCCCACAGGAGGAGUGGCCACCCUGAAGCUGACUGAUGUCCACCCCUCAGACACGGGAACCUACCUCUGCCAAGUUAACAACCCGCCAGAUUUCUACAGCAAUGGGUUGGGUCUCAUCAACCUUACUGUGCUGGUGCCCCCCAGUAGACCCUCGUGCAGUCAGAGUGGUCAAACCUCCGUGGGGGGCUCUGCUGCACUGAGAUGCAGCUCUUCAGUGGGAGCCCCCAGGCCAGUGUACAACUGGGUCCACCUUGGAUCUUCUCCUACACCUUCUCCUGGCAGCAUGGUGCAAGAUGAUGUGUCUGGCCAGCUCAUUCUCACCAAUCUCUCCCUGGCCUCGUCGGGCACCUACCGCUGUGUGGCCACCAACCAGAUGGGCAGUGCAUCCUGUGAGCUGACCCUCUCCGUGACUGACCCUUCCAAAGGCCAAGUGGCUGGGGCUGUGAUCGGGGUGCUGCUGGGCCUGCUGUUCUUGUCAGUCGCUGUGUUCUGCCUGAUAAGGUUCCAGAAAGAGAGGAGGAAGAGGCCCAAGGAGACAUAUGGGGGUAGUGACCUACGGGAGGAUGCCAUCGCACCUGGGAUUUCUAAGCAAACUUCUGUGAGGGCCGAUUCUAGCAGUGGGCUCCUGGAGAGGCCCCCCUCUGCCAGCACUGUGACGAUCACCAAGUCUAAGCUCCCUAUGGUUGUCUGA
This is a messenger RNA of Hippopotamus amphibius kiboko, 1020 nucleotides long. It is a transcript of the gene VSIG2, whose product is annotated as V-set and immunoglobulin domain containing 2. The record is from RefSeq and is a predicted model, not a curated record. Bases 1 to 1020 code for a protein of 339 amino acids. The transcript has 6 exons. NCBI's taxonomy places the organism in Eukaryota, Metazoa, Chordata, Mammalia, Artiodactyla, Hippopotamidae.